CAAGCGCAGUUCGCAGUUUUGGAUAGAGAGCUAGAAGAAGAGCCGUAACAGAAUCGGUGAGAGAGAGAGAAUAUGUCGUCGUUUCUGCAAUCGUUCCUCGAUCCGAAGAAGAGCGCCCUCGCUCGUAUGCACAUGAAUGCGGUCUCUACUCGUCUUCGAAGAUAUGGCCUCAGGUAUGAUGAUCUGUACGAUCCUUAUUACGAAAUGGACAUAAAGGAAGCCAUGAAUCGGUUGCCGAGGGAGAUCAUCGACGCACGUAACCAGCGUCUCAAGCGCGCCAUGGACCUCUCCAUGAAGCACGAGUAUCUUCCGAAGGACCUUCAGGCAAUGCAGACACCAUUCCGCAGCUAUCUUCAGGAGAUGCUAGCUCUUGUUAAGAGGGAGAAAGCAGAGAGAGAGGCCUUAGGAGCUUUGCCCCUCUACCAGCGUACCUUCCCCUAGGCAGCAUCCCCUUCGCUUCCCAAUGGUCGUUUAUGAUCCUCUUGUCCUCCAAAUGAAACACAUUUGGUAAUCUGGUAAUCGCACUGGAACUUAUAGCAGAAGUUGAAUCCUUUUUUUGUUUUGAAAUCAUAUGACAGUUCUUCAGUUGUGAUAUUGAUAUUACAUUUCGCAUCUGCUGGCUUGAAUAAAAUUCUCAGUGCAACUGAGUCAUUGUAUUAACUGUUUUUUUUUUCUUUUUCAUUUUUCUUAUAUUGUCUUAUGAUUGGUUUGAAAGUUUGUCUAAGGGUGCCUCUCCUUGGUCCUA
Molecule: messenger RNA, 745 nt
Organism: Tarenaya hassleriana
Lineage: Eukaryota; Viridiplantae; Streptophyta; Magnoliopsida; Brassicales; Cleomaceae
Product: cytochrome b-c1 complex subunit 7-1
Exons: 4
Coding region: 73-441 (122 amino acids)
Biological process (GO): mitochondrial electron transport, ubiquinol to cytochrome c
Source: RefSeq, a predicted model, not a curated record